UGGCCCUCCGGAAAGUGAGCCGGAGUUAGUGAGCGGAGUUAUCUGCGCCCGGGCCAGCGGGAAGAGAGGCUGCGGAGCCCCAGGAUCUUGCUAGCGGCGCGCCAAGCUCGGCCGGCCGCCUGAGCACCGCGCUGCCCGCGCCUCCCGCAUCUCCGCGCAGGAGGCGCCCGGGCCUGGCCGGGCACUGGCAGCUCCGCUACUCUCGGCAGCGUCCCUCUGUCCAGAUUCUCCAGGAAUCCGGCAGACACGGCAUUGAAGAGCUCCUAUGAGACCAGGUUUCCUCCCCAGAAUGGAUAAGACUGAGGCCCAGGACCCGGCCUCACAGGGGGACAAGGAGAAGGGCUCCCCCAAGAGCCACCCGUACUCAGUGGAAACGCCAUAUGGCUUCCGCUUGGACCUUGAUUUCCUCAAGUAUGUGGACGACAUCGAGAAGGGCCACACCAUCAGGAGAAUUCCGAUCCACAGAAGGGCCAAGCAGGCCAAAUUUAGCACUUUGCCUCGGAACUUCAGCCUCCCCAGCGGGGGUGAGCGUGCCCUGGCCACCCCACUGCUGCAGCACUGGUCCCCAGCAGUGCCCAGGAAGGGGUCCCUGGGGCCUCAGGAGCAAAGCCAGUGUCUAGUGCUGCAGGGCAGCACCUGGGCUGGGGGCAGCGAGCUGAGCCACCCCAGGAAGGCCCUGCUGGCUGAGGCCACAGGGCAGGGAGAGGAUGCAGUGCCCAGCUGUGCCAGUUCCCGGCCCCAGCUCCUGCGAGCAUCCAGCAUGCCAGCCACACUGCCACCUGGCAGGGCCUCAGAGGGGCCCUCUGCUCCCCCAGCACCUUCUCCACUCCAGGACACAGGCAGUUCCUGCGAUGGCACCUUCAGGCCUGCAGAGGGGGCUGCAGAUCUCCCUUGCGCCAGGCCAGCAGAACUAGCUGCUGAGACCGCCAAGGAGCCUGGGGACCAGGUGCUGGGUGUCCCUGAAGAGGCCACUCCACCAGCUGGAGAGGCACAGACUCCGGAUCGUCCCUCUCCCUCCUUCCAGAGUGCGCCUGUGGUCCAGGAGGACAUGAGGGAUGAAGGCCAGACCCCAAGUGCACAGCCUACACCCACGCCCGGCUCCUCCACCCCCAGCCCCCCACCUCUGCUGUCACCAGUCUCUGGGAGCGAGCUGGCCCUGGACAUUGAGCUGAGCAUCAAUGAGCUCCCCCCUCCACCACCACCCCUGGAGCUGGCUGUGCAGAGUGUCAGUGUGCAGGUCACGGAGGAAGCCCUGGGCUUGGAUGGUGGCCUGGGUCAGCAGCUCUGGGCCCUGCAGGGUGAGCUGGCCUGCCGUGCCGAGGAGCUAGCCAGCUGUGCCGAGGAGCUGGCUGGGGUCCGGGCAGCCCUGGAGGCCAAGGAGCAGAGGAUUUGUGAGCUGGAGUGCCUGGUGGCCCAGUUGGAGAAGAGCAGCAAGGACACCUGGGAUUCCUGGGGCCGUGUGGAUGCUACAGUGAGCACUGACCCUCCAUGCAGCCUGCGCUCCGUGGAGACCUGUGACAAGGGCGUCGGCAUGACCCUUCUGAGCCCCAUGGACUCUAGAAGCUGGGGAGCCCUGGGGGAUGAGGGGAGCCCCCCCUUCAUGACAGACAACGCCCAGUCAGGGGACCGGCGCCCGGCCCAGCUGCCCCUGCCACAGGGACCUGGGACUGUCCCCACCUCCCCUGUGCAUGGCUGUCCUUCCACAGAGCUCAGGAUUGAGGAGCCAGCCAGCUUGGCGCAGGAGCUGGAUGAAGGCCUGUCUGUGGAGGGCACCACAGGCAGUGACACAGAGACUGCCUCGGUGACUGGGGAGGAGGCCGACUCCCAGCACCCGGGGACCCUGCCUGGGUCCCCGCCUGAUGCUGCACUGGGACAGUACGUGAGGAAGAUCCAGGAGCUGCUGCAGGAGCAGUGGAGCUGCCUGGAGCACGGCUACCCCGAGCUGGCCAGCGCCCUGCGGCAGCCAGCCUCCAGGCUCAGCAGCAUCCGAGGCCAGCUGCUCAGCUCACUCAGCCUGCUGCUGUGGGCCUGUGCGGCCCAGGGCCCCCAGCAGGAGGCGGCAGGGUCCAUGUGCCCCCCACAGGAACUCUCCCCAUCGACCAGCCUUAAAUCCAUAAUGAAAAAGAAAGACCAUGGCUUCCGCGCAGGAGGUAAUGGGACCAAAAAGAACCUUCAGUUUGUUGGGGUUAACGGUGGCUACGAGACCACCUCCAGCGAGGAGACCAGUGGUGAGGACAGCUCCCCUGAGGACCUGUCUGACAGUGAGGCUGAGAAGAAGUGCAGCAACCCAGAGUGCAUGCGGGAUGGGGACACCCACCCUGACACCAGCCGCAGCGCAUCCCAGGAAAGUGGGACUGAGGAGGGAGCUCCCCAACCCAAGGCCGAGAGAAGCAAACCCUCAGAAGAGUUCCUCAGCGCAUGCCGGGCCCUGAGCCAACACCCACCAGAAGCCGCAGCCGUGGACCCACUCCUGGGCAAAAGCUGGAACACAGUCAGCCAAGAGUGGUUCCGGGUGUCCAGCCGGAAGUCAUCCAGCCCGGCCGUGGUGGCCGCCUACCUCCUCGGGGUGCAGCCACUCUCCCCACAUCUCCUGGGGCUGCUGGUCAACCUGGCAGAUGGCAACGGGAACACAGCGCUGCACUACAGCCUGUCCCACUCCAACUUCUCUGUCGCCAAGCUGCUGCUGGACACAGGCGUCUGCGCCGUGGACCACCAGAACAAAGCUGGCUACACCGCCGUGAUGAUCACGCCCUUGGCGUCUGCAGAGACCACCGAGGACUUGGCUGUGGUCUGGCAGCUCCUGCAGGAAGGCAACGUGAACAUCCAGGCCACACAGGGAGGCCAGACAGCGCUCAUGCUGGGGGUGAGCCACGACCGUGGGGACAUGGUACGCGCGCUGCUUCGCUGCCGGGCGGACAUCAAUCUGCAGGACCACGAGGGUGCCACGGCCCUCAUGCUGGCCUGUCGCCACGGCAACGCAGACCUGGUGCGGCUGCUCCUGGCCCAGCCGUCCUGUGACAGUAGCCUCGCUGACAAGGCCGGCCACACGGCCUUAUCCAUUGCACUGCAGUCGCCGGGCCAUGCAGAAAUCGCGGGGCUCCUGCGGGCCCAUGCGGAGCAGGCUGGGCGCCCGGGGUCAGAGAGACCGCCGCAGAACUAAGGCAGCACAGCCAGCACCUCCUGGGACGCGUCCCACCGAGAAGAGCCUGC
Octodon degus (degu) is the source of this 3210-nucleotide messenger RNA. RefSeq names its product KN motif and ankyrin repeat domains 4 (gene Kank4). The record is from RefSeq and is a predicted model, not a curated record. Gene Ontology annotation, cellular component: cytoskeleton; cytoplasm. Gene Ontology annotation, molecular function: protein binding. Lineage: Eukaryota; Metazoa; Chordata; Mammalia; Rodentia; Octodontidae. Gene Ontology annotation, biological process: negative regulation of actin filament polymerization. The transcript is spliced from 11 exons. Bases 266 to 3160 code for a protein of 964 amino acids.